AUGGAUAGCGGGGAUAAGUUUUUCUUUCACAACUUCAUUUGUUCAUCGGAUGAUUCGUCCUCGGAUGAUGAAGAGAUUGUGGCGGCUGCAUUGGUUGUCCACGACCACAUUAAUAGGGAGUGGCCUCGAUUCAGGGGGCAGUACAAGGGGCAUGUGAAAGGUGCUAGUGUCAUACUUGAAGUGAUGGCUUCACAAGAUCUGUGGAUAUGGCAUUCUUUCUUCGGCAUGGCUGGUUCUCACAACGGUAUCGGUGUUCUUCAGCGUUCUUCGGUGUUUGCAAGGCUUGCAGAAGGCCACUACCCAGAGGUCAACUUUGAGGUCAAUGGCCACAAGUAUAAAAAGGGAUAUUACCUUGUUGGUGGUAUCUAUCCACAGUGGUCCACUCUUGUGAAGAUCAUAUCCAAUCCGCAAGGAGAGAAGAGACAGAGGUUUGCCCAAAUGCAGGAGAGUGCUAAGAAGGAUGUGGAGUGUGCUUUCGGUGUGCUUCAGUCUUGA
Aegilops tauschii subsp. strangulata is the source of this 495-nucleotide messenger RNA. RefSeq lists its product as uncharacterized. Lineage: Eukaryota; Viridiplantae; Streptophyta; Magnoliopsida; Poales; Poaceae. The record is from RefSeq and is a predicted model, not a curated record.